This is a messenger RNA of Psilocybe cubensis, 981 nucleotides long. RefSeq lists its product as uncharacterized. Lineage: Eukaryota; Fungi; Basidiomycota; Agaricomycetes; Agaricales; Agrocybaceae. The transcript has 5 exons. Gene Ontology annotation, cellular component: cytoplasm; transcription export complex 2; nucleus. Bases 1 to 981 code for a protein of 326 amino acids. Gene Ontology annotation, biological process: mRNA export from nucleus. The record is from RefSeq and is a predicted model, not a curated record.
AUGACCACCUCCAUACCUGAACAGCAGAUGGCACCUCACGAAGCCAUACGCCCAACUCGGACAGCGAACGUUGGGAACGAGGAGGUCAUCGCUCGAGGCGCCCCAAGGAAGUUUCCAAACGUUACACUUCGCCAACACCAUGCGGCUGCAGAUGUCGAACAUAUUCGACCAGACGAAUCGUACCUUCAAACCGAGGAAGAGGAGGAGGAACACUAUGAGGAGGAAGAAGAAGCUGAAGAAGAUGAAAUUUACGAAGACGAGGUGGAGCAGUUGGUCAAAGCCAGAGAAAUUGAAAGGAAAAAAGCUAUCGCUGAGGGAAAAAUGGACAACCUACUGGUCCCCAAACGACUGGAGGAUGCGAUAUCUAUUGUUGGGACAUGUAUGCAUACGUGCCCUAGAUUUGAAAGGUAUCGACGCGAACGUGAAAACAAUCUGUUUGAACGGGAAACAAUCCCUGGCACCAAAAGGGUCAACCACAACGAUGCAGUCAAGAUGUACGAGCGUGCAGCUGGCGACAACCUCCUAUCUACGCCCUCCACACUUUCUCAAGGUCAGUCAGAUACCCACACCUCUACAGCGCAAUCUUUAACAUUGUACCCUCAGUGCACACUUGACUACCUCUUUCACAACCUUCUCCCCCGUGGUGGUUUCUCUGCUACAUUCAACUUCAUCCGAGAUGGUAGCCGAGCUGUCCGCAAUAAUUUUACCAUGGAGCACAUCACAGGCCCCCUUGCAAUUGAAUGUCACGAUUGCUGUGCUCGUUUCCACAUCCUUGCCCUUCAUUUCGAACGCGAUAGACCUGGGUUCUCUCUUCCCUUGGAAGAACAGCAGCUCAUGAACAAAUUUUACCAAGAUCAACGCGACAGAUAUGAUUCCCCAACGGAACUCGAAAUGCGCGUGUACCACCGACUUAUCCAUAUCCGUGAUCAGAAGGAACGCCAUGAAGACAUCCCUGAAUAUAUCCUUUCGCACCCCGUUUAA